UGGGGUAGACCCGCCAUGCGUUGGGGGUUCCGCCGUCACGGGCCCGGGGCGACGGCCAUGGCUGCAGCCCGGCGAUGGUGGGGGCCGCCCCGCUUUCCCCGCAGCCCCGGGUGACGAGGGACGACCCGGAGGCUUGUGGUGCGUUCAGUGUCCGGGGCCAACAGCCAGCAGACGAACCUCCAGAACGGCAGGUACCGGGACACGGUGCUGCUGCCGCAGACCAGCUUCCCCAUGAAGCUGCUGGGUCGCCAGCAGCCGGACACAGAGCUGGAGAUCCAGCAGAAAUGUGGAUUUUCAGAGCUUUAUUCAUGGCAAAGAGAAAGAAAAGCAAAGACAGAAUUUUGUCUCCAUGAUGGACCUCCUUAUGUAAAUGGUGACCUGCACGUGGGACAUGCUUUGAAUAAGAUUUUGAAAGACAUAGCCAAUCGGUACCAUAUGAUGAGAGGUUCCAAAAUACAUUUUGUGCCAGGCUGGGAUUGUCAUGGGUUGCCCAUUGAAAUUAAAGUGUUAUCAGAACUUGGUGGAAAAGCUCAGAAUCUUUCAGCUAUGGAAAUUCGAGACAAAGCUAGAUCAUCUGCUAAGGCAGCCAUUGAAAAACAGAAAUCAGCAUUUAUUCGUUGGGGAAUAAUGGCGGACUGGAAUAAUUGCUACUACACCUAUGAUGCAAAAUAUGAAGCUAAACAGUUGAAAAUUUUUUACCAAAUGUAUGAUAAGGGCUUGGUUUAUCGAUCUUACAAACCUGUGUUUUGGUCUCCCUCAUCAAGGACUGCUUUGGCUGAAGCAGAACUUGAAUAUAAUCCAGAGCAUGUUAGCCGUUCAAUCUAUGUCAAGUUCCCGCUCCUGAAACCUCCCCCUAAGCUGGCCUCUCUUAUAGGGGAUAGUUCCUCUCCUGUUAGUUUUUUAAUUUGGACCACCCAACCCUGGACAAUUCCAGCUAAUGAGGCCAUUUGUUAUAUGCCCGAGUCAAAGUAUGAGCUUGUGAAGUGUUCCGAUUCUGGAGACCUCUACAUACUGGCCGCAGAUAAAGUAGCAUCUGUUGCUUCGACUUUGGAAACAACAUUUGCAGUUAUUUCAACGUUCUCAGGUGGAGAUUUAGAAAGUGGCUCCUGUAGUCAUCCUUUGAUUCCUGAUAAAGUCUCUCCCCUUUUACCUGCCAAUCAUGUCACCAUGGCAAAAGGAACAGGAUUGGUCCACACAGCCCCAGCACAUGGCUUGGAGGAUUAUGGUGAAGCGUCUCAGCACAAUCUGCCCAUGGAUUGUUUAGUGAAUGAAGAUGGAAUUUUCACAGAUGAUGCAGGUCCUGACCUUCGAGACAAAUCUGUCCUUGAAGAAGGAACCGAUGUGGUUAUAAAGAUGCUUCAGACCACGAAGAAUUUGUUGAAAGAAGAAAAAUUGGUACACAGCUAUCCUUAUGACUGGAGAACUAAGAAACCAGUGGUUAUUCGUGCCAGCAAACAGUGGUUUAUAAAUAUUUCGGACAUUAAGACUACAGCCAAGGAAUUGCUGAAAACAGUGAAAUUUAUUCCUGGAUCAGCACUGAAUGCCAUGGUUGAAAUGAUGGACAGGCAGCCAUAUUGGUGUAUAUCAAGACAAAGAGUGUGGGGUGUUCCAAUUCCUGUGUUCCAUCAUAAGACAAAGGAUGAAUACCUGAUCAACAGCCAAACCAUGGAGCACAUUGUGAAACUGGUGGAGCAACACGGCAGUGACAUCUGGUGGACUCUUCCCCCUGAGCAGCUGCUUCCGAAAGAGGUGUUAUCUCAGGUGAACUCCCCUGUGUUCAACAGCCUUUCUUUGUUUCACUGCUGA
Ochotona princeps (American pika) is the source of this 1806-nucleotide messenger RNA. Its product is annotated as isoleucine--tRNA ligase, mitochondrial-like. The record is from RefSeq and is a predicted model, not a curated record. NCBI's taxonomy places the organism in Eukaryota, Metazoa, Chordata, Mammalia, Lagomorpha, Ochotonidae. Gene Ontology annotation, biological process: isoleucyl-tRNA aminoacylation. Gene Ontology annotation, molecular function: ATP binding; isoleucine-tRNA ligase activity; aminoacyl-tRNA deacylase activity. Gene Ontology annotation, cellular component: cytosol. The transcript has a single exon.